AUGUUCGACGUCCUGGUCAAGCUGGUGGACAGGGGAGAGCUGGACACAGGAGAGCUGAGCUGUUCUCAAACGGCCAUCUCUACCCAUGACUCAAGAGCUGGAGACCAGACGGGGGGAAGCGGCGACAGGUGCCAGCCAUUAACAUCAGCUGCCUACAAAAGCCUGAACGUCGUUGCCGCUCGUCGCCAGACCAACUCUUUCGGCAUUCCCGUCAGUCACGUCCAGCACUCAGAUACCCGAUCAACGGUCAUCUCGCUCAAGCGUUUACAAGGUGGACGGAUGCCUCUGGACACCGAGCGUAAGGAGUUGCUGUUGAAAACGCUGAUGGAGCUGGGGGAGGACAACUUCCAGUCCUUCAACAGCGCCGUCUUCUCCAUCCAUGAUGAUGAACAGAUUGACAGAUUGAAGGCAGACCUGCAAAAAAAGCUGCAUAGUUUAUACAGCUUUGUUCCUGAGGGCAACACAGAGCGCUGGCAGCAGCAGCCUCUGGCAAACGUCUACACGGAGCUGGUCAUCACCUGCGGGGCCGACAUCAGGCCCGACGAGCGACACGAGGUCCUUCAGAUGGAGACGCGUGCCGCGGCGGCCAAGAAGUCUAUUCUGCCAUGCGACAUCUUCAAAAGCCAUGACGGGCAGCCGCGACCGAUACGCACGCUGCUCACCGUCGGCUUUGCGGGAAUCGGGAAAACCUUCCUGGUUCAAAAGUUAGUGUGCGACUGGGCCAGCGGGAAUGCCAACCAGGACGUGCACUUCAUAUUUCCCUUCACCUUCCGCGAGUUGAACACCGACGAAGGGAAAAACUUUACGCUGGCCAAGCUCAUCCGAUGCUAUGUCUGUGAGAGCAGGCACAUGAGCGAGGAGACCCUGAACAUUAUAUUAGACGAACUGCAGAAAUCCGGGAUACGGGACUACGAAAGCAGCCCGAUCAAGAUCUUGUUUGUCUUGGACGGACUGGACGAGUGCAAGUUCAAAAUGGACUUGAAGAAUGAGACGAAAGUAGACAUAGACGUGACAGAGGCCUACCCGCUGGAGAUACUCCUGGCACACCUCAUCAAGAGGAACCUGCUUCCGUGCGCCCGGGUCUGGAUCACCACGCGGCCCGCGACGGCCCGCGAUAUCCCGUCCGACCUCAUUGACGGCAGAACAGAGGUGAGAGGAUUCAGCGAUUCCAGGAGGCUGGAGUACUUCAGGAAAAAGUUCCCAAAUGAGGAGCGUGUCAUUAAGCACAUCCGAAAAACUCGCACCAUCCUUAUCAUGUGCCACCUGCCCAUCUUCUGCUGGCUCACCGCCACAGUUCUUCAGGAUCAUUUGGACAAAGGGAAGGAGGAAGAGCUUCCCGCAACGCUGACGGACAUGUACUCGGAGCAUGUUUUUAACCAGCUGGACAAGUCCAAGGAGCGACAGACGACCGAGUCCGCCGAUUACGUGAAACCGCUAGCAAAGCUGGCGUUUGACCACACCAUGAGUAAGCAACAGAUCUUUUACGAGGAGGACCUGGCGAAAAGCGGAUUUGAUUACAGCCAAGCCGCAAAACACUCCGGAAUAUUCACCGAGGUUUUUGAGGAGGUCCGUCCGCUCAGAAGAAACCAACAGGGCAAGAUGUUUCAGUUCGUCCAUCUGAGCAUCCAGGAGUAUUUGGCCGCAUUUCACGUGAUGAUAUGCCUCUUUCACGACAACAAGAACAUACUGGCUGAUUCAGAGCAGGCACUGGAGUGGGGUUGGAAAAUCAAUGAGGUUCACCGGUCAGCUCUCCAGAAAGCCUCGGAGAGUGAAGGAAACUUGGACUUGUUCAUCCGCUUCCUCUUUGGCCUUUCCUUGGCGUGCAACCAGAAACUAGUGGGGGAACUGCUGAAAGCUCCUCAGGACUGCAGACGAAGCAAGUCAAAGACUGUCAAGUUGAUCAAGGAGCGGAUAAAACAAAACACUCCAGAGAAGAACAUCAACUUGUUCUACUGCUUAAAGGAGCUGAAGGACGACUCUUUGCUGAAGGAGUUUCAGAUAAAGAGAAAUAGUUCACACCGUAUAGACUGGAACAACAUGCCAAAUGACAUGUGGUCAGCCUUGGCCUUCUACUUACUGACAGACGACGAAAACAUGAAGUCCUUUAAACUGCGGAAAUACGCCCCAUCGCCUUUGGGGCUCGAGAAGCUGUUGGUGGUGGUCAAGGCGUCUGAAAAAUCAAACAGCGCAAAUUCUCAUGUUCCCCUCAAUAAAGGACAGAUGACGAGAAAUGAAGCGGUCAACACGAAGAGGCAGGCUCUCGUGCUUGAAAAGCCCAUUUUUUAUGAGGUUGAACUCUGCUUCAACAGCAGCGGAACUUGCAGUGAUGCUGGUGCUUUGGAAGAGAGGGACCAUUAUUCCUGUCCAAAGUGUCUAAGAAAGUGUGGCCUGGACAAAGGCAGCUGUCACCUGCUGGCUUCCGUUCUCAGCUCUCCAUCCAACAUGAAGCAUCUGGACCUGUGCCAGAAUGAUCUGUCGGACGAAGGGGUGGAGAUCCUCUCGAAAGAACUGGCCAGCCCAAACUGCACCUUAGAAGAGCUCACUCUAAGAGAGUGUGGCCUGGACAAAGGCAGCUGUCACCUGCUGGCUUCCGUUCUCAGCUCUCCAUCCAACAUGAAGCAUCUGGACCUGUCCCAGAAUGAUCUGUCGGACGAAGGGGUGGAGAUCCUCUCGAAAGAACUGGCCAGCCCAAACUGCAAGUUAGAGUCCCUCGAUCUAUGGAAUUGUAAGCUGGGAAAAGGCAGCUGUCACCCGCUGGCUUCUGUUCUCAGCUCUCCAUCUAACCUGAAGAGUCUGAGUCUGAGCUUGAACAAUCUGUCGGACGAAGGGGUGGAGAUCCUCUCAAAAGGACUGGCCAGUCCACACUGCACCCUAGAAUCCCUCCGUCUAUGGAAUUGUAACUUGGACAAAGGCAGCUGUGACCUGCUGGCUUCCGUUCUCAGCUCUCCAUCCAACCUGAAGCGUCUGGACCUAAGGGGGAACAAUUUGUCAGACGAAGGGGUGGAGAUCCUCUCGAAAGGACUGGCCAGCCCAAACUGCACCUUAGAAAAGCUCAUCCUAAUGGAGUGUGACCUGGACAAAGGCAGCUGUCACCUGCUGGCUUCCGUUCUCAGCUCUCCAUCCAACAUGAAGCAUCUGGACCUGUACGACAAUGGUCUGUCGGACGAAGGGGUGGAGAUCCUCUCGAAAGGACUGGCCAGCCCAAACUGCACCUUAGAAUCCCUCGAUCUAAGUUAUUGUGACCUGGGCAAAGCCAGCUGUCACCCGCUGGCUUCCGUUCUCAGCUCUCCAUCCAACCUGAGGGAUCUGGACCUGAGCCUGAACAAUCUGUCGGCCGAAGGGGUGGAGAUCCUCUCGAAAGGACUGGCCAGCCCAAACUGCACCUUAGAAAAGCUCACUCUACAUGGUUGUGACCUGAAAAAAGGCAGCUGUCACCCGCUGGCUUCCGUUCUCAGCUCUCCAUCCAACCUGAAGCAUCUGAACCUGACAUGUAACAAUGUGUCGGACGAAGGGGUGAAGAUCCUCUCGAAAGGACUGGCCAGUCCACACUGCAAGUUCGAGUCCCUCGCCCUGUCAUGGUGCCAUAUCACCAAUGAAGGAUGCGUUUUUUUGGCUGAGGCGCUCAAAUUAAACCCCUCCCAUCUUGAAGAGCUGGACCUCAGGAACAAUCCAAUAGGUGAAAAAGGAAAGAGGGUCUUAUCGAACGUCCAAGAGGAUCCAAGCUAUCGCCUACAGACUGUCAGGUUCGAUUCGACAUUCAACAGUGAAAGCGAAUCAGAGGAGGAAGAAAGUCCCGAAGAACAUGAUUCUGAGGAGAUUUGA
Messenger RNA from Nerophis lumbriciformis (worm pipefish), 3822 nucleotides. The record is from RefSeq and is a predicted model, not a curated record. NCBI's taxonomy places the organism in Eukaryota, Metazoa, Chordata, Actinopteri, Syngnathiformes, Syngnathidae.